This is a messenger RNA of Populus nigra (black poplar), 1345 nucleotides long. Its product is annotated as GEM-like protein 5. The transcript is spliced from 3 exons. The record is from RefSeq and is a predicted model, not a curated record. NCBI's taxonomy places the organism in Eukaryota, Viridiplantae, Streptophyta, Magnoliopsida, Malpighiales, Salicaceae. The coding region runs from base 237 to 1124 and encodes 295 amino acids.
AUCUAGAAGGUUGAUCUUUCAUCUUUCUUCAUUGCAAAGAAAACGAAACCGUGUCUGCAAAAUUAUAUAAUAUGGAUAACCCAUGAAUUGAACUUCUAUAAAUCAAAAGUUUAUUAGCACCAACCAAACCAUCAAUUCUUCCAAAGAGUUCUCACUGAAUCAGAUAACCAAUCUUGUUCUGCCGCUUUUUGUGUUUUCCCCCUUUUACCUUCCAUUCAAUUCCCCAUUUAGUAAAGAUGACAGGCACUCCUCAAGAGACAGAAACCCAACAAGUACCUCCACCACCACCAUCUCCAAAGGCUGAUCAAGAGGCAGAACUCCAUGGACCAACCUCAUCUGCCACUGUCACGGAGGAAUCCCACCCUAAGGAUCACCCACCAGCAUCGGAUGAGAAAACCAAGAAAUGGGGCACCCACAUCAUGGGACCUCCAGCAGCACCUAACGUCCACCCUGACAACCAACAGGCUGCCUUAUGGAAUGCCAGUGAGCACCAGCAAAUCCCCGAGCACCCAUACCUGGUUUAUACUCCCAUUGACAAAUCAGAAAUGACAACCCAGAAAUCUUUUGAACCUGUGAUCCAUAAGUUUCAGGAAUGGGGCAAGAUGGCAGAGACCGUAGCCCGUAACAUCUGGCACAAUCUUAGCACAGCGCCAUCUGUGCCACAAGCUGCCUGGGGUAAGGUAAACCUGACGGUGAAAGCAAUCACUGAGGGUGGCUUUGAGUCUCUCUUCAAGCAUAUAUUUGAAACGGAUCCUAAUGAGAAGCUGAAGAAGAGUUUUGCUUGUUACCUUUCAACAUCUACUGGCCCUGUUGCCGGGACGCUCUAUCUAUCAACUGCUCGUGUCGCGUUCUGCAGUGACCGUCCUCUGUGCCAUACUGCUCCUUCAGGGGAGGAGGCGUGGAGCUAUUACAAGGUUAUGAUACCCUUGGACAAAAUAAGUACAGUCAGCUCGGAGACCAUGCUGGAAAAUCCAUCAAGGAAUUUCAUUCAAAUUGUCAGCACCGAUGGGCACGACUUCUGGUUUAUGGGUUUCGUUAAUUUCGAGAAAGCCUUGCAAAAUCUAUCAGAGAGCGUGUCAAGUUUCAAGGAAGCAGGAAUUGCAAUUCAACCAGUUGUUGCUUAGCCAAUGAUUGCAUUUGGAGUUGAAUCCUUCAUGCCCUUCAAAAUUUUGAUUUUCACUGUUUCUAGUGGAUUUAUUGUUUGUUGUCUGAAGGGGGUUUUCUUUUGUUUUUCCUCUUGUCAUUCAUUUAUCCUCUUCUAUCAUGUAUUCUUUUCUUUGAUUGUUGAUUAUAUAGUUAUGUAGAUUUUUGAAAACGGAGUUGCAGUUGGAUAUAUUUUCUGAUA